AUAGGGUUCACUAAUAUGAUGUGAUGAUUCCCAUAGUUGUAAGACAAACAACUGUGUCUAUGAGAAGGUGGUCAGACAGGCAGUAAAUGUUAAUGUAUAAUUUAAACUUACUAUUCUCAGACUCAUACAUAUAAAUGUACAUGUAUGAUACACACAUAUUAUUAUAGAUAGCAUAUGAAGGUGUGAUCAUAUGCAACCAUAUUGAUUUCACCGAGACAUAGAUCAAUAGCGAAAGGACGGAUAUGACUGAUUAAAUGUGAUCGUGAUGUUUAUGCCAAUUACCUUGAAUAUAUAUUAUUAAUACGGAUAAGUUACAGUUACGGGGAAAUAAUUUUUACACCUAAAAACAUACAAAUCAAGUUAUAAUGAGCAGAAAAUUACUUACACAGUAGAUCACACUAGAACGGUACAUAAAUCUAAUUGUAAACUAUUCAAUGGAUAAAGCCUAAAUUCACACAAGCUAAAAUAUCAUUCAAUGGAAAGUCAAACAUUAACAUCGGCAACGUUAUCACAUUCUGAAUCUGUCGGUUCGUUAAAUGAACGUAGUUCUGAUGCUGUAGCACAGUCACCAUCCACUCUACGUUUGACAAUUAGCCCAAAAUUAGAAUCAGAUUUACAAAAUAAUAGUGAUAAUCAACUUGAUAAAAUUCAAAUUGAUACAGAUAAAUCUGAGAAAAUUUUUCUUCUACCUGGCACUGAACGUGUUGUAAAAGUUAUUAAAAAAUUCAAUAUUUCUGACAAUAAUGAUAACGAAUUCACUAAGCAUGAUAAUGAAAUAUUUUUUGAUAACAAUAUUCUUAAUGCAGAUAAUGAACUUGAUUUGAAUGCUUAUAGAAAAAACCAGUAUACUUCUAAAACAGAACAUAAAUAUUACAAAACAAAUGUAGUACAUAAAAGGCAUCAUACAGAACAUCACACAAGUCGUAGACAUCGAGAACGUCAUCAUCAACAUCGACGUCGUCAACAAUAUCAUCAACAUGAUGAAUAUGUUAGUGGUACUCGAAGCAGCGAACAAUCUCUAUCACCAAAGGCAGGAGAAUUUUUAGAGAAAGCAAAAAAUGACAGACACCGAAAACCCAUGACAUCAGUUCAAAGCUCAAUUAUAUGUGAUCCAAACAACAAUAGCAAUGAAAAGCGUGUAAUUAGUCGUUUACAUGUGAUAGCACCAGGACCUGCUCAAUCAUCUGAUUUAGACAAGAAUGUAGUGAUUUCAACUGAUGAAUUUCUUGACAAAAAUCAAAAUGCACAAUCUUAUUUAAGUUCUCCAAAUACAAAUGUAAGCUUAUCAGAAUUAAAACAGAAUCGAUUGUUUUUACCAAGUAGUAUUGCUAGAACUCAUAAUAGAUAUAAAACUCGUUCGCGACAGAGUGAACGUAAAAGUCAAUACGAAAAGGCACAUUCUUCACUAAAUCGACUAUGUUCCCAUAUUUCACAUGAUUCCGGUGUUUGUCAAAAAUGUCAUAAUGCUACCUGUUCAAAAUGUAAUGAAAAUAUUUAUCAUUCAAAUCAUUACAAUAGUGAUUCACGAUCAUUACAUCGUGCCGAUAUGUAUUGUAGUCGAAGGCUGCGUGGAGUAAGUUGUUCCUCGUCAUUAGAUCAUAUAUGUCAGUUAGAUUCAAGUCGGAAAUAUAAAUCAUUGAGUGGUUCAAAAUUGUUUCUACACUCUGGUCACCAUAAUCAUAAUCAUCAUCAUCAUUAUCAUCAGCAACCACAUCGACAUUUAGGUUAUGCUAAGUCGAUACCUUCUUUGAGCACAUUAGAUUUACAUGACACAAAUUCACUUUAUACAUAUAGCCUGGGAUCUAAUCGUCAUAUAAAUUUUAUGGAAAUUGAAUAUAUGCAAAUCGACAAUAAUGGUAAUGAUAAUGAUAACAAAAAUCUACCUAUGGGAUUAUCAAACGAAAAAUUAAAUUGGAUUACAAAUUUAGCACGUGAAUCAUUAACCAAAACAACAGAUCGUGAUUUAUUGGCUAAAUUAAUGAAAGAAGCAUUAGACCAACAUUUUGGUAAAUUAUGGCAUUCCAUUGUGGGCACUGAAUCAUAUGGUAGUCAUUUAGCUACAUUACCUGGAUCACUGGUUAGUUUUAGAGUAGACAAAUGGGCGUUUUUACUUUGGCAAACAUAAUAAAUAAAACUGUAUCAUCUCUCCUUAAAAUUACAAUAAUCAAAGAUAUUACUUUUAUGUGUAUCAUUACAAAUUAAAAUGUAAAACUUCACUAACAAAUAUAAUCCAUCUUUUUACAUGAGAUAUGAUGCACUUAGUUUUUGUUGUAUUUAUCAUUACAAUUUUGUAGACCGUUGUUUCAUCAAGAUUAUUACAGAACGUUGUACGAACUAUAUCAUUUUUCAUUAUUUACCAAUGCUAAUCGAUGCAUAAACUUACUUACUUUUGAUUUUUUUUAUUUUUCGAAUAUCCACUGAAAAGUGUUGAACAAUUGUUUCUUUUCUAAAUUGAUGAAGUGAUUAAGAAUUAAAAACUUUGUCUAUCGGUCCCAAUUUGAUAUGUAUGUACACUAAAAAUUAUUUUUAAAAUGGUGAAAAUUAACAAAUUCCUCAGUGAUUUCGGUUCUAUGUCAUUUGAGUUUGUUGCUGAUUAAGGCAUUGAGACUUGAACUUAGUAGCCAAUGUUUAUUUAUACGUUAAAACAUCGUCUUUCGAGUGGAAAAGUUUGAUUAUCUCUUCUUUUUAAUAUUCGAAUUAAUUACUGUUUGUUUCAUUUUAUCUUUGCGACACAUGUCAAUUAAUUGGAUAUAUUUUAUUUUCUACAUUCCUUAAAUUAUACAAUUUUUCUGCGUCAAACGGUGUAGUAAUUUUAUCUGGUGUUUUCAAUGGUAUCUGUGACUUUAGGUCAUGGCAACAAUUCACAAUUUGUAAUUUUUCCUCAAUAAAAUGCAAAGAAAUUGAUUGUACAUGAACUAUUUAGACAUCGAGAGAUACUAGAAGUUCAAUAAAACCGUUAUUAAGCUACCAA
Schistosoma turkestanicum is the source of this 2971-nucleotide messenger RNA. Lineage: Eukaryota; Metazoa; Platyhelminthes; Trematoda; Strigeidida; Schistosomatidae. The record is from the annotation of a GenBank genome assembly.